ACAUGUCAAAGAGACACACACUGAAUUAGCAGGGAGUGUUAUAAAAGCCUUGGAGUGCAAGCUCUCAGCUGUCUUAGUAAGAAGAGAAGCCUUCAAUGGAUCCUUUUGUGGUCCUGGUGCUCUGUCUCUCCUUUGUGCUUCUCUUUUCACUCUGGAGACAGAGCUCUGGGAGAAGGAAGCUCCCUCCUGGCCCCACUCCUCUUCCUAUUAUUGGAAAUAUGCUACAGAUAGAUGUUAAGGACAUCUGCAAAUCUUUCAGCAAUGUAAGUAUGCUUUAUGUUCCUCCAGUCACUUGCAAAGGUUCUCAAAAGUCUAUGGUCCUGUGUUCACCGUGUAUUUUGGCAUGAAUCCUGUAGUGGUGUUGCAUGGAUAUGAGACAGUGAAGGAAGCCCUGAUUGAUAAUGCAGAGGAGUUUUCUGGAAGAGGCAUUUUGCCAAUAUCUGAAAGAAUUACUAAGGGACUUGGUAGGUGUGCAUAUACCUGUGUCAGCUUUGGUAACUGGGGUGAGGAAGAUGGAAAACAGAGCCCUAAAAAGCUUCUCAGCAGAGCUUAGCCUAUCUGCCUGGCUGCCAAGUGUUGCAGUGCUUUCUUCCUUGGUUGUGAAUUCUCCCAGUUUCUGCCCCCCUUUUUUGUUAGGAAUCAUUUCCAGCAGUGGAAAGAGAUGGAAGGAGACCCGUCGUUUCUCUCUCACAACCUUGCGGAAUUUUGGGAUGGGGAAGAGGAGCAUUGAGGACCGUGUUCAAGAGGAAGCCCGCUGCCUUGUGGAGGAGUUGAGAAAAAGCAAUGCCUCACCCUGUGAUCCCACUUUCAUCCUGGGCUGUGCUCCCUGCAAUGUGAUCUGCUCCGUUGUUUUCCAGAAACGAUUUGAUUAUAAAGAUGAGAAUUUUCUCACCCUGAUGAAAAGAUUCAAUGAAAACUUCAGGAUUCUGACCUCCCCAUGGAUCCAGGUCUGCAAUAAUUUCCCUCUACUCAUUGAUUGUUUCCCAGGAACUCACAACAAAUUGCUUAAAAAUGUUGCUCUUACAAAAAGUUACAUUAGGGAGAAAGUAAAAGAACACCAAGCAUCACUGGAUGUUAACAAUCCUCGGGACUUUAUCGAUUGCUUCCUGAUCAAAAUGGAGCGGGAAAAGGACAACCAAGAGUCAGAAUUCACUAUUGAAAACUUGGUUGGCACUGUAGCUGAUCUAUUUGUUGCUGGAACAGAGACAACAAGCACCACUCUGAGAUAUGGACUCCUGCUCCUGCUGAAGCACCCAGAGGUCACAGCUAAAGUCCAGGAAGAAAUUGAUCAUGUAAUUGGCAGACACAGGAGCCCCUGCAUGCAGGAUAGGAGCCACAUGCCUUACACAGAUGCUGUAAUACACGAGAUCCAGAGAUACAUUGACCUUGUCCCCACCGGUGUACCCCACGCAGUGACCACUGAUAUUAAGUUCAGAAACUACCUCAUCCCCAAGGGCACAAUCAUAAUAACAUUACUCACUUCCGUGCUGCACGAUGACAAAGAAUUCCCUAAUCCCAAGAUCUUUGACCCUGGCCACUUUCUGGAUGAGAAUGGCAACUUUAAGAAAAGUGACUACUUCAUGCCUUUCUCAGCAGGAAAACGAAUUUGUGCAGGAGAGGGACUUGCCCGCAUGGAGCUAUUUUUAUUUCUAACCACAAUUUUACAGAACUUUAACCUGAAACCUGUUGCUGAUUUAAAGAACCUCAAUACUACUUCAGCUACCAGAGGAAUUAUUUCUCUGCCACCCUCGUACCAGAUCUGCUUCAUUCCUGUCUGAAGAAUGCUAGCCCAUCUGGCUGCCGAUCUGCUAUCACCUGAAACUCCUUUUUAUCAACGACAUUCCCACUGUUAUGUCUUCUCUGACCUCUCAUCACAUCUUCCCAUGCACUCAAUAUCCCGUGAGCAUCCAACCUCCAUUAAGGAGAGUUGUUCAGGUCACUGUACAAAUAUAUCUGUAAUUAUUCAUACUUGUAACACUUGUAUUGACUGUCGCAUAUGCUAAUACUUUUCUGAUGCUGACUUUUUAAUAUGUUAUCACUGUAAAACACAGAAAAGUGAUUAAUGAGUGAUAAUUUAGAUCCAUUUCUUUUGUGAAUGUGCUAAAUAAAAAGUGUUAUUAAUUGCUGGUUC
Mandrillus leucophaeus (drill) is the source of this 2131-nucleotide messenger RNA. It is a transcript of the gene CYP2C8, whose product is annotated as cytochrome P450 2C20. The transcript has 8 exons. Bases 402 to 1778 code for a protein of 458 amino acids. Gene Ontology annotation, molecular function: heme binding; oxidoreductase activity, acting on paired donors, with incorporation or reduction of molecular oxygen, reduced flavin or flavoprotein as one donor, and incorporation of one atom of oxygen; iron ion binding. Gene Ontology annotation, cellular component: cytoplasm; intracellular membrane-bounded organelle. The record is from RefSeq and is a predicted model, not a curated record. NCBI's taxonomy places the organism in Eukaryota, Metazoa, Chordata, Mammalia, Primates, Cercopithecidae. Gene Ontology annotation, biological process: xenobiotic metabolic process.